AUGUCUAAAUCAGAACAGCAAACAUCAUCACCUACUACUGAUAAUGCUAGCUUUGAAAGUGAUGCUUUAACUUCACAAACACAAGGACAAGAACUCCAAACUAAAAUUUUACCAUUUCCACAAUUUAAUCUUUCAUUUCCCGAGGCGGCUCAACCUGACAUAAUUAGGGCAAAUCAGAAAGAUGUUUACUAUCAAAGAGUUUUAGCAGAGCAAAUGUCACAGGUCUUUCGUUUGUUGUUGGGAACUCGUAGGCAGCAUCAAUGUCAAAAGGAAAUAACAAUAAUAUCAGAUUUUUGCUAUUUUUGUUUGACAACGUUAUUAGGAACCCAAACGUUAGGAGAAGAAUACUGUGAUAUAAUGCAAAUUUCUGUACCAGAUAAACAGUUACCAUCAGUUAAACCUUCUUUACAACAAUUAAAUUCACAAAAUAUAUAUCAAUCACCAUCAUCAUCAAUAAUCAACCGCGAUAAAUUUGUUAAUCUCAUCUACAAAUCAUUACCCAACGAAACAAAUUUCACCUUAACAUCUAAUUUGGGCUUGACUCCUCAAGAAGUUGCAGCAAGAAAAUGCACACUUUGUUUAUCGCCACGUAAAAACACAACAGCAACUCCUUGUGGUCAUUUAUUUUGUUGGUCAUGUAUUGUUGAAUGGUGUCAAAAUAAGCCUGAAUGUCCUUUGUGCAGACAAUAUGUAAAUCCAUCUCAUUUACUUCCAAUUUAUAAUUAUUAA
Molecule: messenger RNA, 729 nt
Organism: Entrophospora sp. SA101
Lineage: Eukaryota; Fungi; Glomeromycota; Glomeromycetes; Entrophosporales; Entrophosporaceae
Source: the annotation of a GenBank genome assembly